This is a messenger RNA of Durotheca rogersii, 4682 nucleotides long. RefSeq lists its product as uncharacterized. The record is from RefSeq and is a predicted model, not a curated record. The transcript is spliced from 2 exons. Lineage: Eukaryota; Fungi; Ascomycota; Sordariomycetes; Xylariales; Xylariaceae. Bases 420 to 4406 code for a protein of 1328 amino acids.
CUCGCGGUCGGCAAUCCUGCUUAGAUUGUUUCCUUCCCUCGCAUUUUUCCCCCAGCUUCGCCUCCUCGUCAUCACACACUCACACAUCCCUUCUCUUUUUUUCCCUUCAUCUCUGCAAUCACCCUUUGCGCCUAUGAUCUGCUGCGCUCUGGGGAGUUGUCGCUUUCCAGAGUGUCCCAUUCCACACGUGCCUAGGUCGCAAGUUACCAGGGGCUUGUUGACGUAAAAAAAAAAACGCGGCUCUCUUGCGGGCGCGUCUGUCUAUCUAGCUUUUCCGUGGCCAUCUUUGCGCACAACCCCUCGCCUUCUUCGAUCGUCUCUACAUCCCUUACUCCUCCAUGUGUGUCCCGGGGCACUACACCCGGCCUUGAGCUCUCCAGCUAGCUAGCCGUUUAUAGAGAUCACGUAUCGUCGCCAAAAUGCCGUCUCCGAUGCACCACCCCCAAGCCAAGUUCGAUCCGAUCCCCCCGGAUCUCGACCUCCAUGCACUUGUCGACAGGACCCCCAACUUCGACUGGGUCGUACGCAUCUCCACCGCCCACAUUAGGCGUCUAGGCCCCUCCGGUUUCGAGAAGUUGGUACAGCUUCACGUCAUAGAGGGAGGUCGGCCGCUUGUCAUCGAGGGGUGGAAUAAGGUCCUACCCGAGAGACUAUUCAGCGCCUCCUGGCUGGAGAGCGCGUACGACAAGAAGCAGGAAAAUGUUCGCGAUAUCACUUCGCAAACCGAUAUUCCGAUGACUAUGGGUCAUUAUCUACGGUCGAUGCGACAGCUGACAAAUCAGUGGUCUCCUAACAACUUCCGCGAUGAACGACGACAGCGUCUCUACCUGAAAGAUAUAGAUUGCCCCCCUGAAUGGUACAACCACCUAAAGAAGGUCAUACCCCCGAAUGUCUUCUACAUGAACGAGAACGUUAGCGCGAACCCGGCCGCGGAUGCUCGGAACGACGAUAUUUUCGGCGCCCCCGAGAAAACCUCCGCCGUCGCGGGUGAUCUGAUGAGUAGUCUCCCGGAGGAGAUGCGCGCUCAGAAUUUGAUGUGCUACAUCGGCCACGAAGGAACGUAUACACCUGCGCACCGGGAGAUGUGCGCAAGCUUGGGACAGAAUAUCAUGGUCGAGGCCUCGGGGGAUAAGGAUGGAGAGAAGCCGGGUAGUUCUAUUUGGUUCAUGACCGAGACCAAGGAGCGUGAGGUCGUCCGCGAAUACUUUCUCUCCAUGCUCGGCCACGACAUCGAGAUUGAGAAACAUUUCGCUCAAAUUAACGCCUGGAAGAAGGCCAACUUUUCCGUCUAUAUCGUGGAGCAGAAAGUAGGCGACUUUAUCUUGGUCCCCCCCCUAGCGCCUCACCAAGUUUGGAAUCGUGGGACGAGAACAGUGAAGGUUGCGUGGAACAGGACGACUGUCGAAACUCUCGGCUUAGCCCUCAGUGAAGCCCUGCCGAAGGCACGACUCGUCUGCCGAGACGAACAGUACAAAAACAAGGCUAUCAUCUUUUACACCCUCGACAAGUAUCAUAAGGAACUCGAGUCCUUCGAGGAAAAUACCGAGCUCGGUCUGCUAGCGCUCGGCCAAGAGUUUAUGCAGAACUCAUCGCGCGUGAGGCAGAUGGCCAACGAUUUCAGACACUUAUUUCAGCUUUUCACGGAGAUUCUAGUGGGCGAGAUGUUUGGUCAGAAGCAGAUGAAUGUCGAGUACAUCCCGUUCGACUCGAACAUCACAUGUUCGUAUUGCCGGUCCAACAUCUUCAAUCGCUUCUUAACCUGCAAAUGCUGUGUUCGCCAGCUGGUCAAUGGCGAUGAGGAUACGUACGAUAUCUGCAUGGAAUGCUACGCCAUGGGCCGCUCGUGCGUCUGCAUCUCGGGCCUCCAGUGGUGCGAGCAGUGGAAAUGGUCUGAUCUCGUCGAGAGACAUGAGACCUGGCGAGCGAUGGUAAUCAAGCAGGAUGGAUUCGUCGACAUCAACCUGUCUCCCCAGCCUCUAGAGAUCGCGCGAAAAAGAUCUGGCAAGAAAUCCGUGGCCCAGAUUUGCCAGGACCAACUUCGGCGGCGACCCUGGAACGACAUCACAAAGCCGCCUGAGCCUCACACCGAGGAGGAGGACGAACCCGAGGUCGAUGACGAGGGCCGGGUUAAGAAGAAGCCCAGGUGGAGGAGGCGCAAGAAGAAGGGCGAGAUCCACCGCUGCCAUGUCUGUUGCCACAAGGAAUACACGUAUAAGCUGAGUUUUUGCACCACGUGCACGAACGCCUAUUGCUACGGCGUCUUGUGGCGGGCGUUUGACAUGAUGCCGCAAGCAGUGAUGGAGAAAGAGCACUGGCAAUGUCCCAAAUGCCUCCAAGUUUGCAAUUGCGGGGCGUGUCGGCAGAGUGGAAAUGGAAAUCCAUAUCAACCAAAGAACACCCUCCUUGGGCACGACACACGUCCUAUCGCGGACGACCGCAGCGUCGAGUCGAUUGUCGACUUCCGACAACACAACCUUAAUUGGCUGAAAGCCGCUGGAGAGGAGAACCGGAGCAAGGACACGAGACGGAUGCAGCGACUGAAGCAGCAGGCAGAUGCCGAAAAAGCCAAAGACCCGCUGGCGUCACUGGAUGCCGCAGAGGAUGCUCCUCACGAAAUGGACUCGGCUCUCCAAGAUUCGAUUAUGAAUGGUUACGGCGAUCAAAGCCACGCCCUGGGCACGGCUGCUGGGGCUAUGCCUAAUUACGAAAACGACCAGCCACCUCCUGUCGAAGCUCCAGCCAACGAAAAGCCGCCCGAUGGCCACAUCGAGAGCGCCGACGUAUCCGCCUUGCAGAAUGACGAAGGCGACUCGGUCUACCCAGAUCUUUCCGAAUAUCCCGACCCGUCGAUGAUGGCUGGCAGACGAAUGAUGGGCAUGGGAUUCUACGACCAAGAUGAGAGUGCUGAUAAGAUUCUGUUUGAGUCUUUCCAGAUGCCGUCUGCUGAGUCCAUAAACAAUGAGCCUGAAAUUUCCGACUUUGUCAAGAAAACACUUCGACUAGCGAAAAGAAAGGCGAGACUAGAGACAGAUCAAGAUCCAGACUUCAGGGGACCCAAGAGUCAUUUUCGCAAAAAGCCUAGGGUCGGAAACAUCGACCAAUUUGACAACUUGGACCCAGCCCUGCUUGGUGUCGUUGGCGAGAUUAUCUCUACCCCGACAGGGGCUGCUCCUGGCAGCGAAUUAAAUGGAAACCCCCAGCAGUCGGUCGACGGCGCCGUCGAGGAACAGGCACAUAACGAGGAGGUUCCACCAAAUUCUCCUCCCAAGCAGAGCAAGUCGACUCUCCCCGUGGACCCCCUACGACCUACCCUGCGGCAUGCUAAGCCGAAGACAUCAUAUGUGGAAGCCGAGGAUCCCGUAGAAGACCUAGAGGACGCCGUUCCGGUUGAUUCGCUGCAAAUUUUUGGGCCCGAAAACGAGGAUGGCGUCCCGGAGGACGCUAACCCUGUAGACCUUGCGGCGGACGCAAUCCGCGCCUUGACCCAGCGUCCUAAGGAUACCGAGACACCAGCAGUCGCAACCGCGACGCCGAAAUCUACCGGCAAACGACGAGGUCGGCCACCCCGAAGUUCUCUUGGCAUAACUAGCGCUCCGUCGUCAGGCAGGAGACCCGGCCGCCCUCCUGGACGACCUAGAAAGUCUCUCCCCAACGAUGCCACAGAUGGCGAUGUCGCUACCGCAGAGGGUGCCGACAACUCUAAUGUGACGGUUGACGAGCUCGAGGCUCAACUCGCGCAAGAAUUAGGUGACGACCCAGACCGAGAUAUGGAGACACGAUCGCCAGCGACCCCAUCUCGCGGAGGUUUGGUGAAAAGAAGAGGCCGGCCCCCGGGAAGGCCCCGCACUAAAUCGCUGGCACGGCCUCCUUCCGACCCAGAGCCGUUGCCGGACAUACGAUUCAUGUCUAUGAGGGAACGGGCCGCGAUGAGAGGUCGGAAGAUUAGAAUAAGCUCUCGAAAGACAAGAGCCGAGCAGUCCGGAAGCCCUGCUACGACUUCGGCAAGAGAGGCACCAAAGGAAGCCUCUACUGCCACAACCGAAGGUAGUAUAGACAAACCAGCAGAUGAUGUCAACGGCGAGGAGGAAAGUGUGUCUAGCCCUAAGCGAGGCCGGAAGGAAUUAGAUGACGACGAUUUCGAGCCCGGUGACGCGGCCGCUUCUCCUGCACCGAGCUCUCUACCAGAACAAGACGGGUCGGGACGCCGACCCACAAGGCGGUCGAGUGGCCCUACCGUCGUUAGACUCUCGAUCUCGGAUUCCGGUGACAGUGAUUCAUCGCAGUCGGACGAUUCUGGCGACGACCAUCCCUCUAGGAAGCGCUUUGUUGCAUCGCGCGGCCGGGGAAGGGGUAGAGGAAGGGGACGAGGAGGGAGAGGCAGAGCGAGUAUGCGUGGCCGGGGCUAGUCGAGCCACUACGGAAUGCACCGGGUUUCUCAGUCUUCUUUUUUUUUUUUAUUCAAGUUGGCAGUACAGCCAAACAGGCAAGCUCGCCAACAACCAUGUAAAUUCCCCGCGUUACUGCUACACAUGGAUAAUUAGUCGAUCUUGCUUCCAUUGUCAAAAAUUCACCUCAAGUACAACCAAGGAUCUGUCGCGUCAAAAGCGAGCCGGGUAUGGUGAUGGAUGCGUAGGAAUGCGCCUGUUCGCUCGUACCGUAGUGUAUUGCCUGCCUCAAGUGUC